Pocillopora meandrina is the source of this 4813-nucleotide messenger RNA. NCBI's taxonomy places the organism in Eukaryota, Metazoa, Cnidaria, Anthozoa, Scleractinia, Pocilloporidae. The record is from the annotation of a GenBank genome assembly.
AAUCUCGCCAACUUCCGCGUUUUGAAUCGAACUUUCUGCAAUAUUUAAUUUUGCUUAGGCUUUCAAGGGCAGCUAAAUGGAGUCAAUUACCACGAAAUGUCUUAUUGAUCUUGCCUUUGACUUAUCAGUUGACUGGAAAACGCUUGCACGUGUUCUUGGUCUUUCUGAAGAAGUAUCAAGAAUAUGUGAUGACUACAUACGGAAUGUCUUCGAGCAAGCUUACCGAAUGCUGCAAACUUGGAAGCGAAGAAACGGAUCCCAGGCUACUUAUCAAGCCUUGGGUGAAGCACUUUCAAACGAUGUAGUGUCCCGUAAUGAUUUAGCACAAAAAUACUGUGCGGGAAGAAAUAGGAGCUCUUUGGACGAAGGUAAGAGAUUGAAAUCUUUUCGAAGCUUAUUGCACAGCGCCUCAAACAACAAGAGCGGCAAAAUUUACCAAGAACUUAGAUUUCUUACAAGUUAUUUCAUUUCUUUUGAAAUUAUUGGCUCAGUGAUUCUUGAUUUUAACACCUGGAAGAAUAUAUCGUGUUUGUUAUGUCCUUUAGCAAUGACUGAGUCGAAAAUGAGACAGUUUUAACGAUCAUCCAUACGAGUGUGACCGACGACAGCGUUACAUCUUUGGUAAUCAAUCCGACGAUUUCUGGGCAUUAGUAUUCGGUUGUUUGAAUAACAGACAGACAAACAAACAAAACAAAAGCGCUUUACAGAUUUGCGCCAAAAUCAUCAGAUUUGUUAAUGUUGGGUCAAACUGAUCCUCAAUAUUGUGUAUACUUUCAAUUACAUUGUUACAGUGCAUUGCAAUAUUGAAUUGUUUCGAGGUAAAAGAGGAAACGAAGCUCUCCAAAUUCUUCUGGUCACAGGUAGAUCAUAUAACCCAUUGAAUUUGAGAAAGUGUGCCGUCGGUUAUUAUUAUCACUCAUGUGGUUAUUAAUCUGUAUCGUUCACUGUUAUUUCCAACGAUCAGUCUCAGCCUGAUUCAACUGAUCGCAGAGAAUGUCGUGUCACUAACUACAUGCCGUCUGUGUCCUAUCAGUUAUCGCCGUGUGUAAGUGGUUUUGUGCGAUGUAAAGCGAUAGUAUUCAUACCGUAGGGGGGAGGGAGGGGGCAUCUAAGAUCAGUCGUGGCCGGGGUUAUGCUGCUUUAUUAUAUUAACUCUGACCUUCUCCUAAGCGAAAUACGGCCCUUGAUUACCCAAUUGUUUUGGGUUUCGGAAUAUCGACUCGUUCAGCCUCGUAUAACAUUUUCAGACAGAAUUAGAAAUAGGGUAAUUUAGAAUUAUCAACCGAGUUGAUAACGUAAAUUCGGUAGUAAUAUGUAACUAACACAGUCUGUAGACUGUAAGAUUUUACGCCACUAUGUGCGUCGGUAUAUAUAUAUGUAAGAUUUUAAGCCGUUAACUAACGGCGUAAAAUCUUACAGUAUAUAAUUUACCGACUGGAAGAAAUUACGCCGUUAGUUACUGGCGUAAAAUCUAACAUAUAUAUAUCACCGACUGGAAGAAAUUACGUCGUUAGUUACUGGCGUAAAAUCUUACAGUAUAUAAUAUACCGACUGAAAGAAAUUACGCUGUUAGUUACUGGCGUAAAAUCUUCCAUAUAAACACUAGCGACUGGAAGAAAUUACGCCAGUAAUAUAAUUUAAUUAUAUAUUAAUUUAUUAUAAUUAAUCUACCGACUGGGUUAGUGGCGUAAAAUCUUACAGUACAUAGACUGUGUUAGUCGCCGUUAUAUAUAUUCCCUCAUGACUUGUGUGUAGGUUUCUAUUCAGAAAAUGGAGCGACGCUCCGUAAUCAUCCUAAGCAGCACAUGGCAGUUUGUGGCCUUUCCCUACAUCUAGGCAGCUAGAAAAGCCGCAAAACUCUAGAACAAAAAUCAACGAGCGCUUUUCAUUCAAUUAAUUUAUUCUUAGAGAAAGAUGUUUUCCGUCUUGUCACGAGCGUGGGACAAAGAAAAAAUUUUUUUGAGUCAAGUGAUUCUGAUGAUGACUUCCGCUCAGGUUGUCGAAACGUCAGUCACCACUACGGACAACAGUCCUUCUCAGGGCUACACUUACCCGGUCGAUCAAACUACACUAUUACAUGUAACUAAAAUGUAGUACAACAGCUUGGCCGUGAAAGAUCUGGGUACGAGACUAGUCCCUUAGGCUCUCCUACACUAUAAAGGAUCUCUGGGUGUAUACUGCCUUAACCGUCCUGAAAGGUUGCGUGUCUCGACAAAGUUCCUCAUUUGCAUUCGUUUGGAUUCUUCUCCAUCCUUAGCCAUCGAGAGGAUGAGUUGUCUCUCGUAGCCUUGAUUUUUUUUAUACCCUCUUUCGUUGGGAUUUUCUUUCCACUGAUGUGCCAUUUUGUCUGGGUUCCUUAGCUUCCAGUUCUGCAAGAAGAGCUACGCCUCAUUGUCUCGUUUUUUUUUUCUCUCUCAACGCCUUGCAGGGAUCGACCUUAAAGGACUCAAGACCGGCAUGGUUACCAUCGCUGACAUGCUCUCCAUUGCCAACAACUUUGGAAAAGAGUGGAUGUGGGUCGGCCGACUUCUCGGGCUUGAAGACUCCUUGUUAGACGGCAUCAAAGAGGAUCUCUCACAAACUUACGAAUGUACCUACAAAAUGCUCGAGUGGUGGUGUAAGAAAAAAGAUUCUGACGCAACUUACGAGUGCCUUGCACGGGCGUUGUUACACAGAACAGUUGGCAUGCGGGAAGUUGCUGAAAAAUUCUGCGUGGACCACCGAGAAAAAAAGAUCGGUAUGUUCCAGUUGCUGAAUGACAUAACAACCCUCAGUCUCAGAGAAUAUCAGAAAACAAGACAAAAAUAUUGCUAGAGCCGGUUUAGUUGAGCAUAUCCACAAGGCGCUAAGGAAAAGUAGAACCUUUGCCUUUAUACCCAGUGUUAACAUCUGUAAUGUUUUUUUCUUUAAUUUCAUGUCAGCCACGUUAAGAAAACGCUAGCUGGAGAAAAAGAAGCUGAUCCCUGAUCACUUGAGUUUCAAACAGUUCGUUAGCGAUUGCAACCACAUUUAACUAAGUGGUGAUAUAGGUUGUUUUUGCGAGUGAUCAUCGGCUAGAGACUAUAAACCGGUCAAUAUUGUCUUGCAAGAGAUUAUAUUCUCUUGCGUCUUGUUAUUGUGUUAUUGAUCGUGUCACUACUUAAAACAUUCGGGAUUUCCGGGUGUACUUUUACAUGAACCCUAAUACGAAACUAUUCCUCGCAAGAGAGCCCCUGAUAAAGUCUUAAUUGCAUGUAGUAGCUUACGUUUUUUCAUUACUUAAAUCAGCCUCUGCUGCACCUUCUGGAGAAGGAAACACACCAAUAGAUAAGAAAUUGAAGAAUUUGACCCUGAAUGGUUCUACGGCAUGUGAAUUCGCGGGAAGCUAUACCGAGGCGCCAGGCGCAACAGGAAACAAAAGCUUUCAAGGUAAGCUCAGUCUGAACUCGUGGCUCGGUACAUCUCUUUACUUUAGUCACUAUUGUUAAAGAAGGCAGUGCAAAGAAGGUUUAAACUGCUGGUGAUAGUACAGUGAAGUGGUUAAAAGUUCACUUAGCAGAUGAAUGAUUGAAAAAUGGUCUGUUAUUGAAACCCAGGACCCAGGUUUGCAGUGGGAGGGAGGGUAGAGUAAGGUAAGCGGAGUUGCUGUUGUUGUUGAUGUUUCUCCUCCCCGUAUAUUUGCUGUCCGCAAAGCAAAGAUUUCCUUCACCUAAAAUUUGUUUAGCGAUUAAUUAGUACCUAUCUAAAGUAAGCUGGAAAUCUUCGCGGACAAUUGUGGAGAUGAGAGUAAGAAAAUCUCACCCUCAGAGUCAAACGGACAGAUAGGAAACACACCCGUCCGCGUGACAGGUGCGUAAUGUUCUGAACUACAAAACGAGCGGGUCGGGUUUGACUACUUGAUUUGGCUUUUCAAACUUCUUUCUCCCUCUGUGGUAAAGCAUUUUAUUCUUUCUUGGUCGGCAACUACCACGACGUAGGGUCGAAAUGAAAAGGAAAGAGAAAAUGUCUUCCCAUGGAACAACAUUCAGCAUGAUUCAUUUGACCCUCACUGUUAAGUUAGCAAAAGCAAGGAGAAGGAAAACGAGGUUUAGAAAUAACUAUCAAUUGAAAGUAUUAUACGUUUAACUUAUGACCAGGUACCACGCCACCCAGAGUUCCUGAGCCGGCUGAUGAUUGCAUAACUAAGAACGUCAUCACCAUUCUGCCAUACAAAGUGUGGAAAGAAUUGGCCAUUAAACUAGAUCCCGAGCGUCCAUUAGGUGGAGAUUACAAAGAUCUCGCUUGUGAGAUGGGAUAUACUGUGGAGAAGAUCUUGUAUUUCCAGUCGAGGAAUGGUCCUACGGAAGCCCUACUCACUGACUGCGCAAACUCAGUCUCAAUUGACGAACUUUGUAACAAGUUGGAGGCGAUUGGAAGAUCUGAUGCAAAGAUAGUGGUUGAUGAAUGGAUCAAGAAAAAGACUACAAAUGUGUAGCUUGCAAUAUUUAAACCGACCACCGGGUUGAAUCCUUGAAAGAAGGGAAGAUUUCGCAAAAAGUGUUUAACGGACAGCGAGCAGUCCGGAAAUAGUAUUACGCAUUGAUUUUCAAAGCUAGGAAGACAUCGUUUGAAAAGAAGACUCAAUGACUUUUCAUUUAGUAGUCUGUCUCAUAGUACGGUAUUAAUUCCGAAAUUUGCAAUCAUUAUGAGAAAGUUACCCCUCUUUCUAGAGUAUCUCCUCAAGAGGACAAGCAUCCCACAAACCUAAAUUAAGACUGAGCUUUUUAAAAAAGGACAGUUUUGUGUUUGUUUUUUUUUAUUUUGCUUUUGUUGUAUUUUUCUAAUUCUUCCCAAA